Scylla paramamosain (green mud crab) is the source of this 1677-nucleotide messenger RNA. Its product is annotated as 3-hydroxyanthranilate 3,4-dioxygenase-like. Gene Ontology annotation, cellular component: cytoplasm. Gene Ontology annotation, molecular function: 3-hydroxyanthranilate 3,4-dioxygenase activity; iron ion binding. The coding region runs from base 357 to 1253 and encodes 298 amino acids. NCBI's taxonomy places the organism in Eukaryota, Metazoa, Arthropoda, Malacostraca, Decapoda, Portunidae. Gene Ontology annotation, biological process: quinolinate metabolic process; 'de novo' NAD+ biosynthetic process from L-tryptophan. The record is from RefSeq and is a predicted model, not a curated record. The transcript is spliced from 8 exons.
AGCGUCGCGACCGACUGCGCCGUAGGAAACCGGAUACGUGUAAUAGGGGCUUAAAACAAAUCACCUGAGAGCCAAUUGAUGCCCAGCCGGUGCGGCUACAUUGGAUAUGUCAAGAGAAGAGACGAGAAGUAUAUAAGGAGGAAGGCGCAGAAGACCGAGUGCGUUGGAGAAUGCUGAUCUGUGGUGAUCCUUAACAGGAAGAGCCGAAAGAAGGAGAAAGAUGUACAAGAUGUGUGCGUACACUCACUCCUCAUCAUAACCUCCGAGCGUGAGACUCAGGCCUCACUGCCUCAGUCAACCAUUGCCCCUCGUCUUGUAAACACCAUACGAUAUUUACUAACGCAAGUCCGAGCGCCAUGGGUCACAAGGAUUAUACUCACAACACCGUCCCCACCUGGAUAGAGGAGAACAGGAAGUUCUUCAUGCCACCUGUGUGCAUCAAGAUGAUGCAUGGCGUCGGCCAGCUGAAGGUGUUCUUCGCAGGUGGUCCUAACCAGAGGAAGGACUUCCACUUGGAGGAGGGCGAGGAGUUCUUCUACAUGAGAAAGGGAGAUAUGAACGUCAUCACGCUCACCAAUGGCGCGUUUAGGGAUGUCAUCAUCAAGGAAGGGGAGGUGUUUCAGUUGCCAGGCAAGAUUCCGCACUCACCGCAGAGGUUCCCCGAUACUAUUGGUUUGGUCAUCGAGCGAGAUAGAUUAAAGACCGAGCUGGACUGCCUCAGGUACUUCGUGGAGGGCACUCAGGAGACCCUUUUCGAGCGCUGGUUCUAUUGCGAGGAUCUCGGCACUCAGCUGGGCCCGGUCAUCAAAGAGUUCUUCGCCUCAGAGCAGUACAGGACCGGCAAGCCGAUUCCAGGCACCAUCCAGGAAAAACAGCCAUGGGUACCAGACACCGCCAGGGUGCUACAGGAACCCUUCUCGCUGGCCAGAUGGCUCAACAAACACAGAGGGGAGAUCCAGCAGGAGGGAAGCCGGCGGCUCUUUGAUCUCAGUUACCAGAGUGACGUGUUAGUGUUGGGUCGCGGCUCCUCGCAGCACCGCCUGCCACUUGCAGAGACGUGGUUGUGGCAGCAGGAAGGUGAGAGCGUACUCAGCAUAGGGGAGGAAGAAGUGGUACUCAAACCUGAAGACACUCUGCUGGUUAACGCAGACAUACCCUUCACGCACACACGCGGGGAAGACUCCAUCACCGUCUCUGUGGUGAUGGACCCCAGCAACAAGGAGCGGGGCUUUGGUCAUCUUAAUAAGUUGUAACAGACUUCCCUAAAUUUUAGGCAUUCUUAUUGUGCCUUACUAUAUACAUAUAUAUAUCUCUGUAGUGCUUGGCAGCGCUUCUGAUAGGUGGACAAGAGGAACGAUAAUUUCUAUUAACUUGUAUUAAUUUGUACUUGAGUUGUGAUGAUUAUGACGGUCACCGUUGUCUUGCCAUCAUAAGAAGUGUAGAUUGCAACGCGGCCUGACUCGCCCGUCUCCGCCACCACCACUACCACCGUGCUGCAUCAUCGUAACGCAAGUGGAAAUAUUAGCGUGCAUAUUGUGCAAGAUGAUUUUCAUUGUUAUGGUUUACAUCCCAUGUGAUAGAUAUGUUUAAAAUGAGUUAUACUGUAGCACAAACAUUUAUUGCCUCUCAAACCAUUUUAUAUGAUUAUAGUAUUAUCUCCAUUAAAAACAGUCGCAU